UUUAAUUGUUUUUUGUGUAAAUUUUUGCACAGUUUAAAAAAAACAAUCAAUUAUGUUCAAUUUGUGUAAUAUUUUCAUUAUGUUAACAACAAAAAUGAUAUAAAUGCAUGUAAAUGGGCUGAAUUGAAAAGCUUUGAAAAAUCUCCACAAGGGGGCAGCACCGCUUAAUUUAAACUCUUUACAGUUCACGUUUCCGGAAACACUUCCUGGAAGAGUCGCUAAGGGUAAACAAGUGUUGAAAUUAGAUAGCGCUACAUUUGUGACUGGUAAGGAGCAUGGCCAGCAGGGCUCUUCACGUCCUCUGCCAUUUUUCCAGGUCUGGUUCCCAGUUCGUGAGUCCUUCAGUUUAUUAUGUUAGCUGCAGACUUGCAAGCAGAGGGAUCAGCAGGGCAUGGAAGGGACAAAACUCCGAGCAAGGAGACACGAAAUCAAACCGACCCACAUAUAGAGAUGACGCUGAUGGAGAUGUGGAUCUGGAGGAUGUGGAGGACAAGAUUCAGGCUUUGAUUGACAAAGAAAGACAAGCACAGAGGACUCUGAAGUACCACGUAAUAAGAAGAAAAAUGACUCCAGCAGGAGCUCCAGAAAGGAGGUUAACCUGGGAGGCAAUUGAUCAAAUCAGAUAUCUUAAGAACAAUCAGCCAGAAGAAUGGACUGUAGAGCGCCUCGCUGAGAGCUACUCUACCACCCCUGAAGUUAUCCGAAGAGUCCUCAGGAGUAAGUUCAUACCACCUCCUGAUAAAAAGACCAAGCAGGAUGCUAAAGUGAUGGCGAGACUAGGAAUGCAGAGUCUGCCUCCUGGUGCAGGGACACAGCAGGACAAGCUGAAAUUACCAGAGAACCACAAAUCAACCAUGCUCCCCUCUGGGGGUAAAAACAGUUUAGUGCCUUUGUCCCGUCAGACUCCACCGGUGAAAUAUGAGGCCUCGAGGUCCCCUGCUCAAGUUCCUGUUUCUGUUAAUACUCCGUCACCACAGCUUGGAUCGGUGGCUGAAGAUGCUGCUGUGAUCAGAACAGCAGAAAGAACCACAGAGGAGGAUGAAGAGAGCUGGGACGGGCAGGUGUUGACAGAAGAACAACUAUCAGACUUUCUGGAGGAAAUAAAAAAUCCACCACCUGUUAAGCAGAUUGGGAACGAUUACUUUGACGCAGAGGGGAACUUUUUGUAUCGAAUCUGAGAACGACGGGUUGGAUGACUGUCUCCAGUUAUUGGUUUAAGGCCAAAUAAACAUGAAGUCCUGGUUUACCAAAUUGUUUUGUUUUCUAUAUUUGUAAAAAGAAAAUAAAAAUGUAAAUAAAAUACACGUUUAAGGUAU
Messenger RNA from Oryzias melastigma (Indian medaka), 1316 nucleotides. It is a transcript of the gene ngrn, whose product is annotated as neugrin, neurite outgrowth associated. The record is from RefSeq and is a predicted model, not a curated record. The coding region runs from base 276 to 1178 and encodes 300 amino acids. Gene Ontology annotation, cellular component: nucleus. The transcript is spliced from 4 exons. Lineage: Eukaryota; Metazoa; Chordata; Actinopteri; Beloniformes; Adrianichthyidae.